This is a messenger RNA of Larimichthys crocea (large yellow croaker), 4798 nucleotides long. It is a transcript of the gene megf10, whose product is annotated as multiple EGF-like-domains 10. Gene Ontology annotation, molecular function: scavenger receptor activity; protein binding. The coding region runs from base 342 to 3725 and encodes 1127 amino acids. Lineage: Eukaryota; Metazoa; Chordata; Actinopteri; Sciaenidae. The record is from RefSeq and is a predicted model, not a curated record. Gene Ontology annotation, biological process: heterophilic cell-cell adhesion. The transcript has 26 exons.
GUAUGCUGUCACAUCAUAUCAUUAAUUUGCCUGUCCGGACAAACAGGCAGAUAUGAAAUCUACCAAACAAAUGACCUACAUCACUUCUUCAGCGGUGGAACAAGACGGUCACAGCCCGUAAUUGGCGGAGGGGCUGGUGACGUCACGGAAGCAAUGUUUUGAGAAAGAGAAAAGUUAGUCAGUGUGUGGAGACUCUGCUGGAGACUGAACACAGCACAACACACACAGGAGGACGGUUGUUCUUAUCAUCAGUAACUAGUGGAUUUAUCAGCAUCAGCACCAAAGGAAGGACCCAUGAGACAGGCUCAUUCUUUCAUCAGUAAGGUGCAGCUCUGACUGACAUGGCCAUGUCACUGCGCUGUCACAGGACAGUCCUGUUGGGUGUGGCCUUCUGUUUCCUGCCUUGCAUCACUUCCUCCCUCAACCUGGAGGAUCCCAAUGUCUGCAGCCACUGGGAGAGUUACUCUGUGACAGUACAGGAGUCGUACGCUCACCCCUUUGAUCAGAUUUAUUACACCAGCUGCACCGACAUCCUCAACUGGUUCAAGUGCACCAGACACAGGGUGAGCUAUCGGACAGCAUAUCGUCGAGGAGAGAAGACCAUGUACCGGAGAAAGUCCCAGUGCUGCCCAGGCUUCUAUGAGAAUGGAGAGAUCUGUGCUCCUCAUUGUGCAGAGAGCUGCGUUCAUGGCCGUUGUACGGCCCCCAACACCUGCCAGUGUGAACCAGGCUGGGGAGGAUCCAACUGCUCCAGUGCCUGUGACAGUAACCACUGGGGUUCCCACUGCAGUAACAGAUGUCAGUGCCAGAAUGGAGCGCUGUGUAACCCAAUCACUGGAGCCUGUAUUUGCACUCCUGGAUACAGAGGCUGGCGCUGUGAGGCCCAGUGUGAAGUGGGCACCUAUGGUAAUGGAUGCCAGCAGAAAUGCCAAUGCCAGAAUGGAGCCACCUGUCACCAUGUGACUGGAGAAUGCAAAUGCUCACCAGGAUACACAGGAGCUUUCUGUGAAGACUUAUGUCCUCCAGGGAAACAUGGGCAGCAGUGUGAGGAGAGAUGUCCAUGUCAGAAUGGAGGAGUGUGUCACCACGUGACUGGAAAGUGCUCGUGUCCUGCAGGAUGGAUGGGUACAGUGUGCGGCCAACCAUGUCCGGAGGGGAGAUUUGGGCAAAACUGCUCCCAGGAAUGUCAAUGUCACAACAACGGCUUCUGUGUGUCGUCCUCUGGACAGUGUCUCUGCAGCCCUGGAUACACAGGAGAAAGGUGCCAGCAUGAGUGUCCAGUUGGUACUUACGGUGCUGGCUGUGCAAAGACGUGUCGCUGUAAGAACAACAGCAAAUGCAGCCACACCGACGGAAUGUGUCUGUGUGAGCCAGGAUACACAGGAAAGAUAUGUGAAGUCCGACUGUGUCCUGAAGGACACUACGGCCUCCGGUGUGAUAGGAAGUGUCCAUGCUACACCCAGAACACACGCAGCUGCCACCCAAUGUCAGGGGAGUGUACAUGUCAGCCUGGUUCAUCAGGUCUCUACUGCAAUGAGACAUGCACCCCAGGAUUUUAUGGGGAGUCUUGUCAUCAGGUGUGCCAGUGCCAGAAUGGUGCCGACUGCCACAGUGUGACCGGAGAGUGUAUCUGUGCUCCAGGCUUCACGGGUCCCAACUGCUCAGUCCCCUGCUCUGCAGGAACAUAUGGAGUGAACUGCUCCUCCAGCUGUAACUGUAAGAAUAGAGCUCAGUGUUCACCUAUGGACGGAUCCUGCUCCUGUAAACCAGGGUGGCAUGGGGUGGACUGCUCCAUCAACUGUCCCAGUGGUACCUGGGGUCUGGGUUGUAACUUCACCUGUAUGUGUGGGAAUGGAGGAGCAUGUAACGCGUUGGACGGUCUCUGUACCUGUGCUGCAGGCUGGAGAGGAGACAGGUGUGAACUUCACUGCCAGGAUGGUACUUACGGUCUGGACUGUAAAGAACGCUGUGACUGCAGUCAUGCUGAUGGAUGUCACCAUUCUACUGGUCACUGCCACUGCCUGGCUGGAUGGACUGGUAUCCACUGUGACAGUGUGUGUGCAGAGGGCCGUUGGGGCCCAAACUGCUCCCUACCCUGUAACUGUAAGAACGGAGCGUCAUGCUCUCCGGAUGAGGGGACCUGUGAGUGUGCUCCAGGAUACAGAGGCACCACCUGUCAGAGGAUCUGCUCUCCAGGUUACUUUGGUCACCGCUGCAGUCAGACCUGUCCACACUGUGUCCACAGUAACGGGCCAUGUCACCACGUCACAGGACAGUGUGACUGUCUCCCGGGCUUCAAGGGAGCGCUUUGCAAUGAGGUGUGUCCCAGUGGUCGCUUUGGGAAGAACUGUGCCUGGAGCUGCAGCUGCACCAACAAUGGCACCUGUAACCCCAUCGAUGGCUCCUGCCAGUGUUAUCCAGGAUGGAUUGGCAGCGACUGUUCCCAGCCGUGUCCUCCUGGUCAGUGGGGACCCAAUUGUAUCCACACAUGUAACUGUCAUAACGGAGCCUACUGCAGUGCUUAUGAUGGAGAAUGCAAGUGCACUCCAGGAUGGACUGGCCUCUACUGCACACAACGCUGUCCGUUAGGUUUCUAUGGGAAGGACUGUUCUCAGAUCUGCCAGUGUAGGAAUGGAGCUGACUGUGACCACAUCUCUGGACAGUGCACCUGUCGCACCGGCUUCAUGGGACGACACUGUGAACAAAAGUGCCCUCCUGGAUCGUAUGGUUAUGGCUGCCGUCAGGUCUGUGACUGUCUAAACAACUCCACAUGUGAUCACAUGACUGGUACAUGUUACUGCAAUCCAGGCUGGAAGGGAGCUCGCUGUGACCAAGCUGGUGUCGUGGUGGUGGGCAGUCUCAACAGUUUGACCAGUGCAGCAAUGCAGGUGGACACCUACCAGAUUGGAGCCAUUGCAGGAAUCAUUGUCCUGGUGUUGCUGGUGCUCUUUCUCCUCCUCCUCUUCAUCAUCUACAGAAAGAAGCAGAAGGGCAAAGAGCCCACCAUGCCCGCUGUGACCUACACUCCUGCCAUGAGGGUCACUGCAGAUUACACCAUCACAGAUGCACACCCACAAACAUGUGAGGCACAUCCCAGCAACUACUUCUCUAACCCCAGCUACCACACUCUGACCCAGUGCAUCAGCUCCCCACAUGUAAACAAUGGUCCAUAUGGAAAGGCCAAGAACAACCAGCUAUUUGUAAACCUGAAGAAUGUGGAUCAGCGGAAAAUGGCUUCUCUAGCUGAUUACACUGGCACACUGCCUGCAGACUGGAAACAAGGAGACUGCUUCAAUGAACUGGGAGCCUAUGGAGUUGACAGGAGAUACAUGGGGAAAUCUUUACGAGAUCUUGUGAAGGGCACACUCUAUCAUGCCAGCUCCUGUUCCCUCAACAGCUCUGAAAAUCCAUAUGCUACAAUAAAGGAUCCGCCCCUGCUGACAGCCAAAAACACAGAGUGUGGCUAUGUGGAAAUGAAAUCCCCAGCCCGACGCGAUUCACCAUACGCUGAGAUCAGCAACAGCAGCCCAGCCAAUAACCGGAAUGUAUAUGAAGUUGAGCCAACUGUAAGCACCAUCCAGUCGACAGGAGACAGCAGUGGUCACGUACAGUUUGGUCAAGAUCCGUAUGAUCUACCAAAAAACAGCCACAUCCCCUCUCACUAUGACCUCCUGCCAGCCAGAGAGAGUCCAUCCUCAGACCUCAAGGAACUGGACAGUGAAUAAUCUGAGGAUGAUAUAAUUAAAUGCGUUUGGAGUUGAAAAGGGACAAUAUACAUUUUCUGCACCUGCAGCCACAUUUGAACGGCCUCCCCUCCUCAUGUACUAAUGAUGUUCUGGACAAAGAAGAAGCAAUUUGUGAUUUCACUCUGUCAUUAGGAUUUAUGACCACCUGUGAGUUUUUAUUUAGGCUGAAGAAUGCAACUAAAUAUAUAUACCGGGUGGGAUAUGAAUUAAAUAAACGGAUGAAAUGAAUAUGAACACAGUUAUAUCUUCAUCUUGUCUGAUAGUAAACAUCCUCAUUAUCACCAAAUUAACUCUUUCAUCUGUACCAUCAGUCCAAACACAGUUGCUAAUCUUUAUUACUGUGCAAUUUAAAGGGCUCAACAUAUCUAAUAAAAUGCAAGCUUAAGCUGGACUUUGGCUUUUGAAAGGAUAAUUGUACCAGGAACAGUUUACAUUAUUAAUCUGUAAUUGUCAUUGUCAUGUAUCACAAAAAACUGUUGAGAAAAACUUUGCUUAUGAAUGAUUGUAUUUUUCCUUUUUGUCUUUCCUGUAUUCUGAAUGGCCUAAAAUAGCAGUCUUAAGCUAUUCUGAGCCUAUUUGAAAUGUUUGUAAAAUGAUGUAUAGUUUGACCAGUUCUGAUGUAAAAAUAUUAACAUCACCAGGGUCUUAUGUCCAAAAUUUAAAACAGGAACAAAUGUGGCAUUUGGUUUAGCACUGAACAAUGAUGAAAACUGGAAAACUUGAGACUCAUGUCUUCUACGGAUACUUCAUUUCUUUUGUAAUCUUUUUCCUUUCUGCCUAUGUGACCACUAAAUAUGUUUGAUCUGAAAGAAAUGCUUAAGACCAACAAAACUGUUCAAAUGUAUCUUAAUUGAUUCUUUAAUUUUCCAUUUGGAGAAUGGAAGAAUCAUUUACACACAAACUGCCACUGCACAUUUGUUCCCCAAUAAGGUGACAAUAAUUUACCCACUACCAUCAUGUGAUUCUAUCUAUUAUGCUCUUUGGUUUUGUUUUUCAUUAUAGUGCCAUUUGUGCAACAGCUUUGGAAUAAAAUGACAUAAUACGAUUAAAUA